Molecule: messenger RNA, 7531 nt
Organism: Ochotona curzoniae (black-lipped pika)
Lineage: Eukaryota; Metazoa; Chordata; Mammalia; Lagomorpha; Ochotonidae
Gene: SLK
Product: STE20 like kinase
Exons: 18
Coding region: 577-4209 (1210 amino acids)
Biological process (GO): protein phosphorylation
Molecular function (GO): protein serine/threonine kinase activity; protein binding; ATP binding
Source: RefSeq, a predicted model, not a curated record
GGAGCGAGGCGGCGGCGCCCCAGAGCCGAGGGGACGCGCGGGCCUCGCGCCGCAGGAACGGACGGCCGUGGAGGAGACCCGGCGCUCGCUGCCCGCGGCGGGAGAGCUCUGCCCCUUCCAGGGCUCGCUUCGGAAGCUGCCGGCCGCUUCCCUCGCCCCGGAGCGGCCGCCGCCCCUGGAGACUCGCCGUGACACGGGCCUAAAAGCCGCCGCGGCUGCGGGCGAGCGUGCACACCGCCGGGACCCGUCGGGUCGGGCCGGGUCCCGGUGGACCGGCGUCCGGACAGGUGCAGCACCCCCCGCGGGCCGGCCGGGGCCGGGCCCCGAGGCUUCCCUCCCUCCGCGCGGCCGGCCGGCCGGGCUCGGCGUCCCCCUCCUCGCCGUGGGCCGGAGCCCCGGUCGCCGCCCCGCCCUCUCCGGGGACGGCCGGGCCGGAGCCGCGGGAGUCGGAGACCCCGAGCCGCCAGCAGCACCGCCCGUCGGCCGGUGGCGCGCCGAGAGGGUGCUGAAGAAACUUAGCCUUUUAUUGUUGUUUCUAGCCCUUUAAGUGCAAGGAACUCUGUGAGGGCAGGAAAAAUGUCCUUCUUCAAUUUCCGUAAGAUCUUCAAGUUGGGGGGCGAGAAAAAGAAGAAGCAGUACGAGCAUGUGAAGAGGGACCUGAACCCCGAGGAGUUUUGGGAAAUCAUCGGAGAACUGGGCGACGGAGCUUUCGGGAAAGUGUACAAGGCCCAGAAUAAAGAGACCAAUGUUUUAGCUGCUGCAAAGGUGAUUGACACCAAAUCUGAAGAAGAGCUUGAAGACUAUAUGGUUGAAAUCGAUAUAUUAGCAUCUUGUGAUCACCCAAAUAUUGUCAAGCUUCUGGAUGCAUUCUAUUAUGAAAACAACCUUUGGAUCCUCAUUGAAUUUUGUGCAGGUGGAGCGGUAGAUGCUGUGAUGCUUGAACUCGAGAGACCAUUAACAGAAUCCCAAAUACAAGUAGUUUGCAAACAGACUUUAGAAGCAUUGAACUACUUACAUGAUAAUAAAAUCAUCCAUAGAGAUCUCAAAGCUGGCAACAUACUUUUUACGUUAGAUGGAGAUAUUAAAUUGGCGGAUUUUGGAGUAUCAGCUAAAAACACAAGGACAAUUCAAAGAAGAGAUUCUUUUAUUGGGACACCAUAUUGGAUGGCUCCUGAAGUAGUCAUGUGUGAGACAUCAAAGGACAGACCGUAUGACUACAAAGCUGAUGUUUGGUCCCUGGGUAUCACUUUAAUAGAAAUGGCUGAGAUAGAACCACCUCAUCAUGAAUUAAAUCCAAUGCGAGUGCUGCUAAAAAUUGCAAAAUCAGAUCCUCCUACAUUGGCACAGCCAUCAAGAUGGUCUUCAAAUUUUAAGGACUUUCUUAAGAAAUGCUUGGAAAAGAAUGUGGAUGCUAGGUGGAACACAUCUCAGCUUCUGCAGCAUCCCUUUGUUACUGUUGAUUCCAACAAACCUAUCCGAGAACUGAUUGCAGAGGCCAAGGCUGAAGUAACAGAGGAAGUUGAAGAUGGCAAAGAGGAAGAUGAUGAUGAAGAAACAGAAAAUUCUCUGCCAAUACCUACAAGUAAGCGUGCCUCCUCUGACCUUAGUAUCGCCAGCUCUGAAGAAGAUAAACUUUCACAGAAUGCUUGUAUUUUGGAAUCUGUCUCAGAGAAAACAGAACACAAAACUACUGAAGAUAAAUUCAGCAGCAGAAUUCUUGAUGAAAAACGUACAACUCCUGAACCUGGAAAGGAUAUGGAGGGUGUUAAUGAACAUGAUCAUAAUGUCCAUUUAGAAGUGGCCACUGACCUGAAUGAUAGAACAGUAGUAAUCAAGGAGAAUGGGAGAGAGGAGAAGAGACCCAAGCUAGAAAAUUCUCAUGAAGCAGAGGACCAGGAAACUGUGGACAUUAAUGCAGUCACUGAAGGAAAAGAGAAUCAUGGAAUGGUAACUUCAGAAACAAAUACUGAGCACAGUCCUGAGAAAGAAAGGGAUCAGGACAAGCAACAGAUAUUUGAAAAUAAACUUUUAAAAUCUGAAGAAAUUAAAGAUACUGCUCUUCCAACAGUUGAGUUAGUUUCUCAGGAGACUGGAGAAAAAGAGGCAGAUGAUCAGGCAGUUGGUAAGGAAGUUGGACCUACAAAAGAAGAUACGCAAGAAUACUUGGGAAAAGAUGACAGAACUCAAAAAAAUGGAGUCAGUGAUAAAAGCAACAUUAUGGGAACACAUGAGGCAGUGGAUAUUGUUCAGAAAGCAGCUGAAAGCGAUGCUGAGCCGAUUCAGAGAAAUGAUAGAGAAGAGGUGGUUGAAGUCAGCCAGAAAUUAACUGAUAAGCCCACAGAGGACUCUGAUACCGGAGGUGCUGAAGAAGUUCCUAUUAAAGAUAUAGUUGAAAUUAGUGAGCUAGAUCAGAACUCUGUAGAAGACAAAAGAAAGGAACAGUUAUAUGAAAGUUCAGAGAGUAAAUUGGAGACCAAUGAGGAACCAGGAACAAAUCGAGAAGAGGAACUUACAGAAUCAAGUAGUGCUGAAGAAAUAGAGGUUGUAAGUGCUGUGACUAAUGUUGGGCAGAAGGCUUCAGGCAGUGAAACUCGGGAUGCUCCUGUUGCUGCUGCUCAGGUGGACGCUGAGCAACUGGGAGCUUCAGGGGAAGUGCCAAUUAAAACAGACCCUCAGGUUACUGUUGCAGCUACACAGCCCAGUGAACCCACACCCGUUCUAAUACCCAGUAUUAACAUCAACUCUGAGGAAGCAGAAAACAGGGGUGCUGUAGAUGCUCUACCAAAGUCUGAAGAUGCACCACCCCUAGAGUCUGAAAAUCAAAAGGAAAAUGAUACUGACUCGGGCACUGGGUCCACUGCUGAUAACAGCAGCAUUGACUUGAAUUUAUCCAUCUCUAGCUUCCUAAGUAAAACUAAAGACAGCGGAUCAAUAUCUUUACAAGAAACAAGAAGACAGAAGAAAACAUUGAAGAAAACACGCAAAUUUAUUGUUGAUGGUGUAGAAGUAAGUGUAACAACAUCAAAGAUAGUUACAGAUAGUGAUUCCAAAACUGAAGAAUUGAGAUUUCUUAGACGUCAGGAACUUCGGGAAUUAAGGUUUCUUCAAAAAGAAGAGCAGAGAGCUCAACAGCAGCUCAAUGGCAAACUACAGCAACAACGGGAACAGAUUUUCCGGCGCUUUGAACAAGAAAUGAUGAGUAAAAAGCGACAGUAUGAUCAGGAAAUCGAAAAUUUAGAAAAACAGCAGAAACAGACCAUUGAACGUCUGGAACAAGAACAUACAAAUCGAUUGCGAGAUGAAGCGAAACGCAUUAAAGGAGAACAAGAGAAAGAGCUGUCCAAGUUUCAGAAUAUGCUGAAGAAUCGAAAGAAGGAGGAACAAGAAUUUGUUCAGAAGCAACAACAAGAAUUAGAUGGCUCUCUGAAAAAGAUCAUCCAACAACAGAAGGCUGAGUUAGCCAAUAUUGAGAGAGAGUGCCUGAAUAACAAACAACAGCUCAUGAGAGCUCGAGAAGCUGCGAUUUGGGAGCUUGAAGAACGACAUUUGCAAGAAAAACAUCAGCUGCUCAAACAGCAACUUAAGGAUCAGUAUUUUAUGCAAAGACAUCAGCUACUUAAGCGGCAUGAAAAGGAAACAGAACAAAUGCAGCGUUACAAUCAACGACUUAUUGAGGAGUUGAAAAACAGACAGACUCAAGAAAGGGCAAGACUGCCCAAGAUUCAACGCAGUGAAGCCAAGACUCGAAUGGCUAUGUUUAAGAAAAGCUUGAGGAUUAACUCAACAGCCACACCAGAUCAAGACCGUGACAAAAUUAAACAGUUUGCAGCCCAAGAAGAGAAGAGGCAGAAAAAUGAAAGAAUGGCUCAGCAUCAAAAACAUGAAAAUCAGAUGCGGGAUCUUCAGCUGCAGUGUGAAGCUAACGUGCGAGAACUGCAUCAGCUCCAGAAUGAAAAAUGUCACCUGUUGGUUGAGCAUGAGACGCAGAAGUUGAAAGAGCUAGAUGAGGAACACAGCCAAGAAUUGAAAGAGUGGAGAGAGAAGUUGAGACCAAGGAAAAAGACACUGGAAGAAGAAUUUGCCAGGAAACUCCAGGAGCAGGAAGUGUUCUUUAAAAUGACUGGAGAGUCUGAAUGCCUUAACCCAUCAGCCCAGAGCCGCAUUUCAAAAUUCUACCCCAUUCCCAGCUUGCAUUCCACUGGGUCAUAAGAAUGGGAGGCCUACUGUGACUGGUUCGGAUUUCUAAGUACAUUGUUAACAUUCUCUCCAUCUUCUGCCACAAUCUAGCAAAUGGCUCAUGAAGACAAUCACCUGCCUCACUUUGUAGGGUUUUUGUUUUAUUUUGUGUUGUAUUUUAUUUUAAGCAAAGAUGAUGGGGAAAGUGAACUAAGACAGAUGCUGGGCCAUGUUGGCAAAGUUGCAUCAUUUAAUAUUUCCCUAAGGUUACUUUGUAUAUUAAUCUUAAAAAUUGUGUGUUCUUUAGACACUAUUACCUGCAAAACUGUUGGAGAAAUAAUGUUUAAAUUUAUUUUUAAAAACCUGUUACAUUGCUAAGUAUUGUUAAUAAAUAUCUUUUUACAUGACCUAAAUUCUGUGGUUGAAACUGCUGAAUAGUUUCAUUUGGUGAUUCAGCACUUAUAAAAAAGCAAUGAAUUGCUCAAAAUAUGCUGUUGGUUCAAGUAAAUAAAUAUAUUUUAAUUUUAAAUAAAAGUCAUUUUGAAGUAGAAACUUACUUUGGUAAUUUGUUGAAAAUGAUUGCCUGUUUAGGCAUGAGUUAAUUUCAUGACUGAGGGUGCUAGUUUUAUUAAGAUAGUGCCUAAAGCACUAAAUUUUCAACAGGGAUAAAACAUCUUUGCAUUAAGCAUUAUUCUUAAAAUCUGUGUUUGAUAGAAAUUUUCAUCAUAAAAUGCAUGUAUACAAUGUUUGGAAAGUUAAAAAAAUGAUUUUUUAGAUUUGCAAAUUGGAAAUGUAAACUUUGCCAAAUUAAAAUUAAAUGAAUUUAGCUGUCCCAGUUUAUUUCCUAAAAUAAUACAGGAACUGGUUAGAAAGCUUGUCUCCAUCUUGGCACAUUCUGUUCGUUUCAAACUAUCAGAAGCCUAUAGGCUCUGAAUUAUAUUUAUAAAUACAUUUUAUGAAAUUAAUCUUGAGACAUUUGUUCACAAUACUUUUUCAAACAGGAUUUAAAUAUUAAGACAAAUGUUAGAAAUGCUGUUAUUUUUAAAUGAGAUUUUAUUUUGUUCCAUGUUUAAAUUAUUUGAUUUGCUUGGAAAAAGCCUGAAACCUUAUCAUGUGACUGCUGAUAUAUAUAAUUAUUAAUUAAAUGUUCACUCCUAGUCAUUUUUGAGACUUAGAAUUUCAACCAUGUGUCCAGUCAGACAGUAUUAAAUCCAUACUUGGAUGCAGGAGCAAGCACAUUUGUAAAUGGUGCUUCUUGCCUGCUGUAUCUAACCUCUCCUUCCCCAAAGUAUAAGAGUUUUCCAUUUUUAUAUUAUUUUGAGGCUGGUGAAAAAUUUAAAUGUUAUGUUCUGGGAACACUGAUUUCAUAUUAAGAACAUGUAAAUGUCUGUAGCACUUUUCUUGCAGUUAAUUUGGAAACUUUGGAUGCUGAACCUUACUUCGGUGGUUUAGAGGACUUAAAAAUGCAUGUAUGGUGUUAACUUUAUCAUUGUUUUGACAAGUAUAAUUACUUGAACAACUUUGUAGGUAGCCUUAACUUCUGGCCAAGUUGGUUUUUUAUAUAAAUAUAUAUACAUAUAUAUUAUGUAUGGUUGUAAAUUCAUACACAUACACUUCAUGAAUGUGUUACUAUAUACAAAACUCUUAAUGCUUUAUUCUCAACUGCUGCGUUGAAGAUUGUUUGGAAAGCCUUUUGAAAUAUAUAUAUCUUUAUAAAGUAAUAUUCAGGAUGAUGAUGAUGGAAAUUGUUUAUAUUGUUAUGAUAAAAAUGAUGGUAUAAUGUUGCCCGGUGUAUUUAAUGAUUUAUUGAAGGGGGAUGGGGAAGAAGAUUCUCAUACUACUUUUUCAUUUGAGAUUUUUCAGUUUAUUGGGAUUUUAAAAAUGAAUACUUCAGGCAGUAGGCAUUUUUUCCAAAUAUUUUAAAUGAUGCCAUGUGUGCUGAGUAGUGGUGCAUUAUAGAUUUGGUCUGAACAUCUGAUUCUUCCUAAUCCUUGUAACUUGACUUUGAGAUUUUUGAAUCAAGGCAAGGCCCAGAGAGGGACGGUUAAGCACUUGGGGUAAGUUGCCGGGCAUGCCUUGUGCCCCACCUAAUUAGAUCCGCCCUUUUCUUUCAGUGUUUGCGCUUGACUUCUCUUUCAAAUAUGACCACAUGGGUGCAGGACAUGCAAAGAUGAAGCAGUCACUCAGCACUUACAAUUAUAUAUUUUCAAAAAGUGUUGUUAAUAGAAUAUGCUAUUUGUAUACCUACCUACCCCUCUCUAUAGGGUCCUGUAUUCCAGUAGGUAAUAAUGGUCUCUUGUAUGGAGUAAAGAGGAGGAAAUUAGGGAGGGCAGAUUUCUUUGAAAUGUAAGCAUAGCCAAAUCCGUUCCUGAUUUGCUUGGUUCUUGCUGCCACAGAAUGUGCCGUGAUAUGCAUGUGUACCCGAGUGUAACUGCCCUUGUUCCCCUGAGGGCUGUGGACACACAAGGCCUCCGCUCUCCCACAGGUCCCGCUGCUAGAGCCUGGAGCACCAGGCUGCCUUUCCUAGUCCUGUCAACCCACAGGGUAUGAGUUGCUGAAUUAGCUGCUGUUCUGUGUGAGUUAGAUGAAGCUCUUUCUGAUGCUUUCCUAUGAGAAAGCUAUAGUGUGGAAAAGGAGAAAAUUUAGAGUAUUUUCACUUUGUUCAAGCUAUUAGAACCUUCCUGUGACAGGACCCAACAAAUCAAUGAAAUAUAAACCAGAACCAGAGCUACCUCUAAGUAGUGUUUCCUCAAGCACAAAGCUCUCAGGCAUAUGAGACCUUUGUCUCUGAUUUCUUGAGCAUCAGCAAGUUCCAGAAGUGACUGCUUUUGUACUCUUCCAUUUCCCUUAUAAGCACACACUUUCCCCAGUCCACACUAUACUGAAGUCACAAGGACUCCUCUAAGAAGCCAAGUCCAAGUGUUAGCUAGAGAUGCAAUUCAUCAAAAAAAAAAAAAACCUGGAACCGAAGGGGAAGAAGAAAAUGCCAGUGCAAAUAGUCUACUGAUUCAAUACAUCAGUUCUUUUCUGGGAAAUGGGAUGGUAUUUUUUAAUGCUUUUCUCCAGUUGAAGGCACAACAGUUAAUGCCUCCAUUGUUGCUGUUCUGUGGCUGUUCUUUUUUGAAAAAGCUUUAACAUUUCUGCUUCUAAUCUCAGAAUAGAGUGUUUCACCAACUUUUAAGUGUUGGCUGACUGCAGCAUUUUUGUGAUCAUUCUCUGAUUUGCGGUGUUGUUAACGUUCACAGACUAAAUUUUCAGAAUUUUGUUUCAGGUUAUGCCUCUUGUCUACUUGGGAUCAGUAUGUCUUUUUAAUCAUGAUAUUGGAAAAUGAAAAAUAAAGUUAUUUCUUACUAUA